GUGGAUUUCUCCUUAAUGAUUUUGGUUCGACUUAUGCUUAUGUGUUGACUUGUCCAUCAAACUCCCCCCUGGUCGCUCUUUUACUUCCUCAAAAAAAAUGCUUCAUAUGCAGCAACCGACCUGUACGAAUAUCCGGAUACGAUCAACGAACGACGCGCAUAAGAUAUUCUAUGCGGUCCAACGCGGUAUUUUAGGGAUGAUAACAAGACGGUUGGACGCAGACGAGAGACUCGCUUUGACCUCUGGUUGUGUUUAUGCAUGGGAGGAGAGAGGACCACAUACGGAGAUUACGGGAUUGGGUAUAGAACGUUUCACGGAGGGAAGAAGAUGGAGUCCGUCUCGUGUGCGCGACGUGCGUUGCUACUUCUUUCUCGCUUUGUCAUCGCCUUCGACGACCAGCUCACUUACUCACUUCCUCGUUUUUCGUUGUUCGUUGGUCAGGAAUUCUUGUUCUAUUAUGAAAAAUACUCGCCGGACCCAGCGUCAUCCAGCACCACAUCCGAAAAGCAGCAUCCACCACGAGAUUGGGAUCCGUUGGUCAAGCAAACAUAUUCUGUAUGGGUAGACACAGAUAAAGGCAGAAGAAAAUGGCACUUGACUGCUUACUUCACUCAAGCCACAGUAGACCAAUUGGGCACUGUAGAUGACAUCCAAGGUGUCGGGAUACUAAACGUCCCUGAGGGACAUUUCAAGAGCACGAGAGUCAAGAAGGGCGGUAGCAGAGCGGAAGAGCCUAUAUCACCGCCUUCAAAGGAUAGUACACCAGGCAGGGUGUUUGCACCGUUUCUAGAUGCGGCGUCUGGAACAUCACAGAGAAAUUCACAUUCUUCCCAAACGGUCCAAAUGUAUCAGCCGUAUCCCAGUCCCUAUAGCUCGUCGUAUCCUCUACCACCGGAACAAAAGUCGUCGGCGCCGGUGUCUGUGGCACGUUUCUCUCAAAUAACCCCAGUUCCAACAGCGGUUCCUUCAAACUAUUCUUCAGGCGCUGAAUCGCCGGUAGAACCACAGCAAUCGUCAUUGCGUUUGGCGAUACCCACGACAUUGUAUAACCAGUCGCAGCCUUUAGAAACACAUUCGGUUGCACCUUCCAUAUACAACGCGACCCGAUCCCCGAUUCAUACUUCCCCCCACAGUCCACCGUGGUAUCCUGAUUACCAUCAGAAAUCAUCGGAGGUUUUUGAGCACCACGCGCACCACCACCCGUUGAGACACUAUCAUUCGAGUUCCCCAAAGGCGGGAGAAUCUCCUUCGUCCCCCUACACGUUACCUCAACCUCCAUACUUACCUCUGAAUUACCACUCGCCCUCACCUAUACGACCAAUAUCAUCUUCAAACCUGGCCGCAUCUCCUUAUUCCCACACGGGCCCCACUCCCAUCGUUGAUUCGUACGGCCCAUCUUCCUCGCCGGUGGAGACCCCGCAUCCCAUGUACCCAGCUGCCCUCGCUGGUCCUGGGGAGUUGAAUUACUCGUCUCGGCCUUGCACAAGUCACUUUCGGGAGCAUGUGACUUACACAGGGAUGACUAGCGUCUCCCCAGUCUCAUCAGGAUCAGGUCAUUCGGCGUAUUCGAUGGCGGAGGGUGGGGGUGGUUCGCACGUUCAGUCGAUUUACGAGGACAUCGAGCGAGACAGUGAUCUUGGUCCUGAUCGGGGAUUGGCACCGUUGGGAGUUCUGAAGAGACCGCAUCCGUAUCGUAGGCAUCCGGGAGAUGAUAAGACGUUGAAGUUGUUGGCGAGACACACUACGGGCUCGGAUCUGGAGAGCUGACAUGGACGCGCACCUGGCUGUUUAUAAUGUUGCGGGACGAUUUUCUUCUCUUUUCCUUUUUCCUUUUUCCGUUUUUGGAUUUGUAUCUUUGCAUCAUGUUUUCUUGUUGUUUUUUGGAAUUUGGUUACUUUUUGUAUGUACUUUUUUUUCUUUUUCUGCUCUUUCGACGUGUAAUUACACCUUUGUUUGUACUGCUAGCUUCAUGGACUAUGAAUUGGAUUGUCAUAUGGCU
This is a messenger RNA of Marasmius oreades (fairy-ring Marasmius), 1999 nucleotides long. RefSeq lists its product as uncharacterized. The record is from RefSeq and is a predicted model, not a curated record. The transcript is spliced from 3 exons. Gene Ontology annotation, molecular function: DNA binding. The coding region runs from base 259 to 1767 and encodes 502 amino acids. NCBI's taxonomy places the organism in Eukaryota, Fungi, Basidiomycota, Agaricomycetes, Agaricales, Marasmiaceae.